This is a messenger RNA of Erpetoichthys calabaricus (reedfish), 5858 nucleotides long. RefSeq names its product SEC24 homolog A, COPII coat complex component (gene sec24a). The record is from RefSeq and is a predicted model, not a curated record. Gene Ontology annotation, cellular component: COPII vesicle coat; endoplasmic reticulum exit site. Gene Ontology annotation, molecular function: zinc ion binding; SNARE binding. NCBI's taxonomy places the organism in Eukaryota, Metazoa, Chordata, Cladistia, Polypteriformes, Polypteridae. Gene Ontology annotation, biological process: COPII-coated vesicle cargo loading; endoplasmic reticulum to Golgi vesicle-mediated transport; intracellular protein transport.
CGACUUCCUGCGCCAGGGCAGGAGGAUUUGCGCGAGAGCUUUUCAGUGGCUGGGCCUACGACCCAAGAGCGGUCGGGGUAGGGCCGUCAACAUGCCGCUUUAAUACACCUUAAAACCUGCUUUUUGCUACCUGAAUUUUGGUAGCAUUGUAAUUUAACGGGCCGCACUUCGAAGCGGUCACUUUAAUGAAAGAGUUUUUUUUUUUUGUUUUUUUUUUUACAUUUUUUUUUCAAAGUCCGCGAUUGACGUGAAACCCGAUCUUAGGGUGUCUCAGUUUCACGAUGUCCGAUACUGGGUUUAGUACGCAGAAUGGUUCUGAAGGCGGGGAGCAUUACACGAACGGUCCCAUGCAAAAUCCAGUAAUAAAUCAACUUCCAAGUCAGGGGUUAAAUGUUUCCCAAGGGUCAUAUCCACAGAUGAUUUCAACAAAGGCACCCCACCAGUUGGCACCUGCACAGUAUAACUAUGUUCCUCCACAGAAUCCUCCUACUGUGAAUAUGUAUCAAAGACCUAUACAGACGAACAUUGCCAGACCUCCUUUGGACCCUUUUAAACAAGUCCUUGCCCAUCAGGAUAGUUCUGUGUCAAGACUGCCUCCCCAGCCUCCAAGUGUAACUGCUCCAGCAAUGCCCUCAAAUAAUUUAUAUGCUAGCUCACAAAUCUUGCCACCAUCAAACUGGCACUAUGGCAACAGUUCUUCAAGUAGUCAGCUGUCAAAUUUUCAAGCUAAUCAUGUCACAUCAUGGUCUGGCCCUGCACGAACACCACCCCUUGGGAUGGGAUAUUCAAAGACAUCAGCGCAACAGAACAGCAUUCCAGGAAAUCGUACAACCCAGAGCAACUAUGUACCACCAGGUCCAAACCCAGUGAAUCCUCUGGUGAUGCAGGCUUAUCAACCUACUAGACCUCCUGUUGGGCCCCCCACCUAUGGGAAUAGUUUCUCCUCCAUUCCAAGGACCAGCUACAUCUCCUGCUGGACCACUGAGUAGUGUAGAUCCCCCCAUCAAACAAGGAAGUGAACAUAUGCCACUGCCAGUUGAUGGCACCAAGGUUCCUAAUAGCUUUGAUACAUUAGAAAGUGGUGGCAGAAACUUUGUCUCAGCAGCUCCUCCUCCUCCCACUGUGGCAGGCAGGACUGCCACUCAGUCAUAUCCAUCAUUACCUCCCAACUAUCAGAAUGUGGGUCCAGCAUCCAGUGCUUCAGGAAUGCCACCUCAUAUACAGCCAUACCCAACCUUGGUCAGCCCAGCACAGUUGUCAUCCUCUUUAGGCAAUAUGAGCCUAAACGGCAGAACAGCCAGAGCAUUGAAAGCUAUUAAUCUUCUUCAGGAGAGAAACAUCCUUCCACGUGGCCUUGUCACUCCACCAGUUCCCUGCCUUCCACAUGCGCUACAAGUUCAAUUGCAGCCUGAAGUCUUCCGGUGCACGUUAACAAACAUCCCUCAAACACAAUCCUUGCUGAACAAAGCAAAACUUCCUUUGGGUUUAGUCCUCCACCCUUUUAAAGAUUUAUCACAGCUGCCAGUCGUCACAUCAAGUACCAUUGUCAGAUGUCGUUCUUGCAGAACCUACAUUAAUCCGUUUGUCACAUUUCUUGAUCAGAGAAGAUGGAAAUGCAACCUUUGCUACAGAGUCAAUGAUGUUCCAGAAGAGUUUAUGUAUAACCCUGUAUCCAGAUCAUAUGGAGAGCCACAUAAAAGGCCAGAAGUGCAAAACUCCACAAUUGAGUUCAUUGCUCCAUCUGAAUAUAUGUUGCGUCCUCCCCAGCCUGCAGUAUACCUCUUUGUGCUGGAUGUUUCCCACAAUGCCAUUGAAACUGGAUAUUUAGACACAGUCUGUCGAUUACUCUUGGAUAAUCUUAACCUUUUGCCAGGCGACAUGAGGACAAAAAUUGGAUUUAUUACCUUUGAUAGCACAAUACAUUUCUAUAAUCUUCAAGAAGGAUUAUCUCAGCCUCAGAUGCUUGUUGUAUCUGACAUUGAAGAUGUGUUUAUACCAGCACCAGAUAGUUUAUUAGUUAAUCUUAAUGAAUCUAAGGAGCUGAUUCAGGAUUUAUUAAAAAGUUUGCCCCAGAUGUUUACUAAAACCUUGGAAACACAGUCAGCCUUGGGACCUGCAUUAACAGCUGCCCAUAAACUUCUCUCACCCACUGGAGGAAGGGUUUCAGUGUUUCAGACACAGAUCCCUUCGAUAGGAUUAGGAGCGCUUAAGUCAAGAGAGGAUCCCAAUCAGCGGGCUGCUGCAAAGGAUGUUCAGCACCUUACCCCAGCCACAGACUUUUACAAGAAAUUGGCUCUGGACUGUUCAGGACAACAGAUUGCUGUGGAUCUUUUUGUGCUUAGUGGACAAUACUGUGAUUUGGCUUCUUUAGCUUGUAUAUCUAGGUAUUCCUCGGGUUCAGUCUAUUACUAUCCAUCCUAUCACCAUCAGCAUAAUGCUGGCCAAGUGGAACGAUUUGAGAAAGAUGUCAAAAGAUAUCUAACACGAAAGAUCGGCUUUGAGGCUGUCAUGAGAAUUCGCUGUACCAAAGGUCUUUCAAUACAUACCUUUCACGGAAAUUUCUUUGUUCGUUCAACGGAUUUGCUGUCCUUACCUAAUGUGAACCCUGAUGCUGGAUUUGCAGUUCAGAUGUCAAUUGAAGACAAUCUGGUUGACAUGCAAGUGGUUUCCUUUCAGGCUGCACUUCUGUAUACAUCAAGCAAAGGAGAAAGGCGUAUUCGAGUCCACACUAUGUGCCUACCAGUUGUGAAUUCUUUAGCAGAUAUUUUUGCUGGGGCUGAUGUUCAAGCUAUAACAGGUCUUCUGGCUAGUAUGGCUGUUGAUCGCUCUGUUUCAUCCAGUCUUAGCGACGCCAGGGAUGCUCUUGUGAAUGCUGUUAUUGAUUCUUUUUCGGCCUAUCGCACCUCUGUGCUUAGUUUGCAGCAGCCAGGCCUUCUUGCUCCAGCCUGUAUGCGUCUUUUCCCGUUGUAUGUACUGGCACUUUUGAAGCAGAAAGCCUUCCGAACAGGAACAAGCACCCGUCUGGAUGAUCGUGUAUUUGCUAUGUGCCAGUUAAAAUACCAACCCUUGGUGUAUUUCAUGCUAUUGAUUCAUCCUGCCUUGUACAGAGUAGACAAUCUUACAGAUGAGGGCUCCAUAAAUGUUAAUGACAAAGUAAUUCCACAGCCCCCAAUUCUGCAGCUUUCUGUGGAGAAGUUGAGCAGAGAUGGAGCAUUUUUAAUGGAUGCUGGCUCUGUUAUGUUUCUUUGGGUUGGAGGAAGUUGUGCACCUAAUUUUUUUAAUCAAGUUUUGGGAGUAUCGGACUAUACAGCAAUACCACAAAAUAUGACCCAGCUCCCUGAGCUAGACACGGCCGAAUCUGUUAAAUUAAGGUCUUUCAUAUCUUGGUUAAGAGAGCAAAGACCUUUCUUUCCUGUACUACAUGUAAUCAGGAAUGAAAGCCCACUAAAGACUAAUUUUAUGCAGAACAUGAUUGAAGACCGAACUGAAUCAGCCUUCUCUUAUUAUGAGUUUCUUCUGCAUUUGCAGCAGCAAGUGAGCAAAUAAAAUAGAAGUUUUCCUUUUGAAAUUUUUCUUCUUAAAGAAAUGAAGCAUCAUGAAUGCCACCAUUCAGCAACAGUGCCUGUCUUCAGAAAAAGACUUAAAACAAACUGUCUUUUUUUUUUUUUUUUUUUUGAACAAAUUAGAAAUUCAUCACUAAUUCUUUCUUCUCCACCCUCUCUCUAACUAAUAGUUAAAAUAACAUUCAGUUGGUUUGAAAUUAAGGUCAGGAUGUCUGUGUUUUAUAUCAAUUCAAACAUUUUAGCAGAUUUAAAAGAAUAAAUGCAAUGUUUAAAUAGCCACUUUUUAAAUGAAAAUGAUUCUAGUUUAUUAUGCAAGGCCAUUUCAGUAAAAUGCAUUUGUGUUUGUGUUGUGUCUUUUAACUCAAACCUGUUUUUCCCCGCAAUCAAUUUGGAAAAGCAAAUUUGUUUUAUAUUUAACUUUCUCUUUUUUUUUUUUGUGUGUGUGUGUGUGUGAGCAAUAAGUAUCUCGACUGGUAAGAAAACUGAAUGCGUUUAAACCUCACACUUGUAUAUUGUGUUAAAUUCUGUAUGAUGGGUUUAUUUUUCUUUUCAGUAUUCCAAAAUUUUCCAUAAUACAAAUUAAGUAAUGGAUGAGAAAAAGAGUAAAGUAUCAAAGUAUAUAAGAUUAGUUUCUGUAAUUAACUACUGUGUAUAAUUUUUCUUUAAAUUUUCACUUUUUUUUGCAGUUUAAUCAUAUAGGAGAUAAAAAUUUAAGUGUUUUAUUUAUAAGAAAGCUUUGAACUGCUUUUUAUAUUAUUACUACUUGCCAUUGUAUGGACUGGCUUAAGAAUUUGAUUUAAAGAGGGUAGCUCAGAGUUGUUGACACUACACAGUAAAAGUAAUUUUAAGGAGAGGUUUAAAAUGUAAAAGUCAAAGAAUCAAGCCAUUAUUAAAGUCUUUUAUACUGCACUAUUGGUAAAUUAAGGUAAAACAAGAGAAUAGAAACACAUUUAUUAAAAUACUGUGAAGUUAACAUUUUAAAUAAAUUGGCUGCAUUUUUAUAUUAAAAUAACAAGUGUUUUGUUUUCACCCAGUUUAAACAAAUAUCACUUGGUGAAGUGCGUGCGUGCGUGCGUGUGUGUUAUGAAACUCUAAUAGAAUGUAGUACCUUCCUUAAAAAUUAUUUAUGAUUUGUUUACAUGUUUUAAGUCUUGAAUUUUCAGUUCAGUUUUGAAAUUAUAGACUUCUGAAACAUUUUAUCAUUUCUUCCCUAAUGAAAUACACUUUGGACCACACUUCCUAUAUGCAUAAAAUAAUUUGUAUUUGAAUUCACCAUGUCUAACAUCACUUUUGAUUUAUGUACUUUGCUGUAGCCUUCCUUCAAACUCUUAUCUGCCAGUCUGUGUAAAAAAAAAAAAAAAAAAAAAAAAAAAAUCAAAUCGCAAAAGCAUUUAUAUUUCUUUUUUUGCUGAUUUAGACUGUAUAAUUAGGAAUCAGACUUUAUGUAAAAUUUAUUCUUGUAAUCAUUGUUUUCUUUGUAUUUAUGAUGAGAUGGGAUUUGUCAAAGGGUAAAUAAGUUUACAAACAGGCCAUAUACAUAUAUAAAUAUAUGACAAAAAAUGAUUUUGAAUAACCGAUCCAAGCGUACUGUUCCCCAGUGACAUGCUGCUUUUAGAGUGAUUAAACCAUGCAGCCGAAAUGCUCAAGUAACCAUUAAUGGAGUCCCACAAACCUCUGCAGUUGUGUUUUAAUUAGCAGUGAUUUUAGGGUGGAAUCAUCCUGAAUUCUUCUUUGCUGGUCCCAGAGCUGCUACGUAAUGCAUGUCCCCUGAGUGAAGUCUCAGUCUCUCUUCUCUGUAUUUCUAGCCUUCCUUUCACCCUGGAGAGACCAGAGAUUUAGAGAAUGCUGCUUGAAUUAUUGUAUUCAUUCAUUCCUUCCUUAAAACAAAUGCAUUUUGAUUUCAGUAACAAUGUAAGGACUUGUUUUCAGAGGACUAUUUUUAAUGUUGACCCCACCAUCAUAUUUGAUACAAUUUUGGCUCUUUGUAUGAUUUACUUGGAAACCCUGAUUAGCUGGACAGUCUGUCCAGCCGCAGCUCAGAAACACUCAGUACAAGAACAAAGUGAUCGGCUGGGAAGCAGUUUUUGGACUCGUUUCCCUCUUUUUGAUGCUUUUUUUUUUUGCUUUAACAUCUAUGAAGCAGCUUUUACGUGUACAUACUCUGGACCAUGUAUGAAACAUUAAUUUUAUUCAUAUUUUCAAAGAUUUCUGUACUGUAAAUGAUAAAACUAAAGCAUUUUGUAGUGUACAAUAAUGUAACAAAAUUAAAUGCUUUACAUUCUUUACAUCAUUAAA